This is a messenger RNA of Diprion similis, 4511 nucleotides long. RefSeq names its product vesicle-fusing ATPase 1-like. Gene Ontology annotation, biological process: Golgi to plasma membrane protein transport; SNARE complex disassembly; intra-Golgi vesicle-mediated transport. Gene Ontology annotation, molecular function: ATP hydrolysis activity; ATP binding. Gene Ontology annotation, cellular component: Golgi stack. Bases 1 to 2391 code for a protein of 796 amino acids. NCBI's taxonomy places the organism in Eukaryota, Metazoa, Arthropoda, Insecta, Hymenoptera, Diprionidae. The record is from RefSeq and is a predicted model, not a curated record. The transcript has 11 exons.
AUGACUGCAACCUAUAGACGUGAUUCUCCUUCUAGCUACUCUUUUGUUCGAAGCUUGAUCGCAUUUAGAUUGCUGGGAGAAAAAGGAGAAAAGAACUGUCUGCAUUGCGGGUUCUAUAGAAGCAGGAGCCUUAAGUUUAUCGUAUUUAUUUCAAAAAGUAUGUCGGGCAUGAUAAUGAAAGCGAUCAAGUGUCCGACCGAUGAGCUGAGCCUCUCCAAUUGUGCUGUGAUAAAUCGUGAUGAUUUUCCAGAUGAUAUAAAGCACAUUGAAGUAACUACAGGACCAAAUCAGCAUUUCGUUUUCACGGUAAAGACUCAUCAUGACAUACCUCGAGGAACAGUCGGCUUCAGCUUGCCUCAACGUAAAUGGGCGACGCUGUCCCUCAAUCAGGACAUCGAAGUUCGUCCUUAUCACUUUGACCCAACAUCGAGCUCUGAAUUCCUCUGCACAAUCGUCGUGGAAGCUGAUUUUCUGCAAAAGAAAACAACCACACUGGAACCAUAUGACACGGAACUAAUGGCGAAGGAAUUUCUGCUGCAGUUCUCAGGCCAAGCAUUUACAGUCGGGCAGCAGUUGGCAUUCCAAUUUCAAGAUAAAAAGAUGCUUGGACUGGUGGUCAAGAGUUUGGAGGCAGCCGACAUUGCAGCUAUAAAAUCAGGGCAGGAUGCAAAGCCAAGAAAGACAAAGAUGGGACGAUGUUUGGGCGAUACGAUGAUCCAAUUUGAAAAAGCUGAGAAUUCGAGUUUGAAUUUGACUGGAAAAGCAAAGGGAAAAAUUGUUCGCCAAUCGAUCAUCAAUCCUGACUGGGAUUUCCAGAAAAUGGGAAUCGGUGGCUUAGACAAAGAGUUCAAUGCCAUAUUCCGUCGAGCUUUUGCGUCAAGAGUAUUUCCUCCUGAAGUUGUCGAGCAGCUUGGAUGUAAGCACGUGAAAGGAAUUCUUUUAUUCGGACCUCCAGGUACCGGUAAAACUUUGAUGGCCCGACAGAUAGGAACAAUGUUAAAUGCGAGGGAACCCAAGAUCGUUAACGGGCCACAGAUCCUGGAUAAAUACGUUGGUGAGAGUGAAGCGAAUAUCAGAAGACUAUUCGCUGAUGCUGAAGAUGAAGAAAAACGGCUGGGUCCAAACAGUGGACUGCACAUAAUAAUCUUUGACGAAAUUGAUGCUAUCUGCAAAUCUCGUGGCAGUGUCGCCGGAAAUACCGGUGUUCAUGACACUGUUGUCAACCAGUUGCUUGCAAAAAUUGAUGGUGUAGAGCAAUUAAACAACAUACUUGUCAUCGGGAUGACGAACAGAAGAGACAUGAUUGAUGAAGCUUUGUUGAGACCUGGCAGAUUGGAGGUUCAAAUGGAAAUUGGCUUGCCAAAUGAACACGGCAGAUAUCAAAUCGUGAACAUUCACACGUCCAGAAUGCGAGAUUACAAGAAGAUUGCACCUGACGUGGACCUAAAGGAACUGGCAACUCUGACAAAAAAUUUUAGUGGUGCAGAAUUGGAAGGUUUGGUAAGAGCUGCGCAGAGCACAGCUAUGAACAGGCUUAUCAAGGCAUCGAGCAAGGUAGAAGUCGAUCCUGCAGCAAUGGAGAAGCUCAUGGUCGGCAGAAGCGAUUUUCUUCACGCAUUGGAAAACGACAUCAAGCCUGCAUUUGGUACCAGCGCCGAUGCGUUGGAUCAUUUGUUGACACGUGGAAUCAUCAACUGGGGUCGGCCAGUUGCAGAGAUACUCGCGGACGGUUCACUUUAUAUUCAGCAAGCUCGUGCUUCCGAAGGUUCUGGUCUCGUUUCUGUUCUAUUGGAGGGACCGCCAAACAGCGGCAAGACUGCACUCGCUGCACGCAUAGCGAAAAACUCCGAUUUCCCAUUCGUCAAAGUUUGCACACCAGAAGACAUGGUUGGCUACACCGAGUCUGCCAAGUGUCUAUCCAUUCGAAAGAUUUUCGACGACGCAUAUCGAUCGCAACUCAGUUGUAUUCUUGUCGACAAUAUUGAACGGCUUCUGGAUUAUGGUCCAAUUGGUCCACGAUAUUCGAAUUUAACUCUUCAGGCACUCUUGGUGCUUCUAAAGAAGGAACCUCCGCGUGGCCGCAAGCUGCUCAUCUUAUGCACAACGAGUCGAAGAGGUGUAAUGGAAGAUAUGGAGAUGCUGUCGGCAUUUAGCACUGUUCUUCAUGUUCCCAACUUGUCGACUUCUGAUCAUCUUUUGGCUGUAUUGGAAGAGGCGGAUCUUUUCUCAAAGGAAGAACUUUCGGCUCUGCACGCUAAACUCCAAGGUCAUCGCAUAUUCAUCGGUAUUAAGAAGCUGUUGGGUCUUAUCGACAUGGCACGACAAACAGAAGCUAAUUACAGGGUGCCAAAGUUCUUGUCGAAGUUAGAAGAGGAGGGUGGCUUAGAGUAGACGGGUAAACUUAGGCGAGAAAUUUAAAUUAUUAUUACGCUAAGCAAGUCAUUAUUACUGUAAUUAGAGAAUUUAGAUAAAAACUCAUGCUAAUAUGCUUUUUGUAGAUUAGCAUUUGGCACUAAUCUAUCAAUAAUAUCCGAAUCUCGGAGACGGUAUUUACUAUUCGCGAAAUUCUCAUUCUUCGUUGUUUCAUCUGUUCACAGAAAUCUACAUAAUUAAAAUGUAAUAUAGCAUUCCAGAGAAUUUCGUAAUCUCGCACUGAGAUGUAUUUAUUUAUACCAGUGUUAGCAUGGGUAUUGCAUAAGUUCGUGUAACGCGUUGGUUGAACAGUUUUAUGAAUUAUUAAUAUGAUGCCCCGUACUUUGUUGUUAUCAAUCGCAUUUUGAUUGAUUAAAUCGCGUAUAUCGACAUAACCAAUUUUUUGCGCUAUUUAUUAUUACACGAUGUCUCCAAUGAUGAAAAAUAUUGUAAUUAGACUCGUUUUUAGUCAUAAUGUUGAAACCGUAAGUUGGUUGUCAAACACUGAGGAAGUCUUAAUUGUUGAAAAACUCAUAUUUUUUGUCAAUUGUUUAAUCAUGACUAGAGCAAAGUAUUAAGUAUAGCUCGUUCUUGCGUAGAACUUGAUACUAGGAAAUUUUUAUGCAUUGCCUCACUGUUGUGUUUGACAACAACAAACGCGAUGCAAUAUAUUGAAGAGAAUAUAUUAUAUUAACGAUAAUUAUGAAUUUAAAUGUAUUUAUGAAUCAUAUUAUAUGGAUUAACGGUAGAAAAGACUUGAUAAUCUACGUAGUGUGAAUUUCUGUAAAAUACUGCCGUAACGCAAACUUUGCUUCUGUCAUCAACUUUUAAACUAUAAAUAUCUUCGUCUUUGUAGCAAUAAGUUAUUCGAAUACUGUACGUUGUAUAACAUGCUUUUAACUAGAACAUUCAAUGCGAUCGUCCGAAAUUGUUAUCGAUUCUUCGGUGUACCUUCCAGUAAUAAUUAGCCUAAAAAUAAUUCAAUAGGAAAGUAACUUGAAAGAAACUUCUUCUUUAAUAUUAUACAUCUGUUGAUUUUUGCUACUUCAUUAAAAAUUGUUGAAAAACUUGAUAUAAAUUGAUUUUAUCGACGUCGUACGUGUAUCUAAUAUCUCAUUUCAGAAUUGAACAAUACGCAGUCUAAUUAAAAAAAAAAAGUGCUUCAAAUGUGCGUACAGAUCAUGUAUUUUCGAGUGAAUAGAAAGCAAUAAUUUCUCAAAUUACAAUCAUGUAAGAACUUCCGGCGUAUAAGAAAGUCCAGGGCGAGUUUCUAUGCUAUUUCGAUUUUGCCUUUUUCUUCCAAUUCACGUAUCUCAUGUUAACAAAAUCAAAUUUAAUAGUAUAGCAGUGGUGAUUGAAGACAUGAAAUGAUUCAUUUACCGACUUGCCUUUACGCCUGUUACUGGAACAAAAGCCUUUUCGAAUAUAUUUGAAAGUUAUAAAUGUAGUUUUCACGUUCACAACCACCCUGGUAUAGAGUAAUUGAAUUUCAGCUUAAGUUACAAAAAAGAUAAAGAAAUGAUACAAAACUAAUGAUACAGACCUGCCAACAUUCAAUAACUUCCUUAUCACUGUACAGUCAUAGUAUUUUUUAAACUGAUUAUUAUUUUACUGUAUAAUCAUUCCAUAUUUUUUAAAUGUUGAAUAUUUUUUUAUAACCAAUGUACGUACUUUGUUACAUUUUACAAAAAUUAUAUCAUUUUUAUUGAUUUGUUUUCUUUUUCCAUGAUUCAUACCGAAUAUUGUAUAUUAUGUAUUUAAUCUUCACGAGUAUUAGUCAUGAUUGAUACAAGUUCAGUUGAGCAGUGAAACUCAUGCCAAGUUCCUGAUUUUCCCUACAAGUAUACCAUGUAAUAUAAGAAUUUAGACAACGUAGACAAUAGAAAUGAAAACAGUACUUAUUCAUGUAUAAAUUCAACUAGUUUUUCGGGCCAAAAAAAAUGAACCGAAGGAAACAAAAAUAGUAAUAUUCAAACAUGAGAAAUUGUUUAAUCAAUCUUGUUCUCGAUAUUACUAUCUCUUACAAUUAGUGUUCAUAUUUCUCGAUGUAUUUAACAUUAACAUGUCUGUGUAUAAAUAAAAUAAAGUCAAUAUCACAU